AUGAAGCUUUCUGUUACCAUCCUUGCCGCCUACCUGGGCUUGGCAGCGGCCCACGGCGAACAUGAAGGCCAACAUAUUCCCAAGAUUUUGGGUGGGAGAAAGUUCCUCUCUGAGAUGGGAGCUCGCCGUAGGUGGUCCCAGGGUGUCCAACAGCCCAAUGUGAUCAAAAGGCACCCACCAUCCCCCAAGCCUCAGCAUCACGCCGACAAACGACAAGAAAACACCAGCGGCAAAUGUGGCGCCAGUGGUGGAAGCUGCGCGGCAGGUUACUGUUGCUCGGCCGAAGGAUGGUGUGGAAGAGGCAUUGACUAUUGCUCUGCCCCUGAUUGCCAGCUGAACUACGGCCCUGGUUGCGACGGGAACAAAAAGCCAAGUGGCCCGGAUACCUCCGGAGUUGCUCGCCCAAAGCUUGGAAGCGUCUUGUAUGGCGGAGCUGGUAUUUACGACUGCGUCACAUCGGGAGAUAUUGCCCUAACAUUUGAUGACGGGCCAUACCUCUAUACAAACGAUCUGUUAGAUAAGUUGAGGAGCUAUGGAGCCAAAGCAACAUUCUUCCUCACCGGAACGAAUAUCGGUAAAGGCAUGAUCAACGAUCCUGCCACGCCGUAUCCCGCCAUAAUCAAGAGGAUGCAUGCCGAGGGCCACCAAAUCGCCAGCCACACUUGGUCUCACCAGAACGCAAGUCAAAUGACCAACACCCAGUUCACCAACCAGAUGGUGUGGAAUGAGAUUGCGCUCAACUCGAUUCUUGGAUUCUUCCCAACUUACAUGAGACCGCCGUAUUCCAUCUGCCAACGGGAAUGUCAAAACAUCCUCUCCACCCUCGGCUAUCACACCAUCUACUUCAACCUCGACACGGCCGGCUACCUAAACGACAGCCCCCGCGCAAUCCAGACGAGCAAGAACAUCUGGGAUGACGCCAUCGAAGGCUCCGACCCAGAAACAGACAGCUUCCUCCAGAUCGAGCACGACAUCCACCAGCAAAUCGUCUACAACCUCACCGACUACAUCCUCACCUCUCUGUUCUCCAACGGCUACCGAGCCGUCACGGUAGGUGAAUGCCUAGGCGACCCGCCAUCAAACUGGUACCGUGCUGGUCCGGCCUCGUCGUCACCCUCAUCAUCACCAUCAUCGGCGGCUGUGCCCACCAGAACAACAAUCUCUGUUGCCCCGACAAGAACGGGCGCAAGCACAGAUGGUACCUGCGGCAACGGCAUCACAUGCGCGGGGACCAGAUGGGGAGCCUGCUGUUCCUCCUUUGGGUUCUGCGGGGUGGGCGAGGAGUACUGCCAGUUGGGCAACGGGUGCCAGGCAGCGUGGGGGAGGUGCGAUGGUGAUGCUCCUGCUGUGAGCAGCAGUUCUUCUCGGACGAGUAUCAGUACCCGGUAUGUCAUCAGCAGCACCAGCACAGCAACCAGCACACGCACGAGCAUCAGUACCCGGUCUGUUAUCACGAGCACGGCGAGGAGUACGAGUACUAGCACGAGCUCUCGUAGUAGUGUCAGUACGCGGUAUGUGAUUAGCAGCACGAGCACGAGCACCAGGAGGAGCACGAGCACGAGUACAUCAAGAAGCACGUCAACAUCCGCCACGAGAACCAGAACCACUUCAACUACGACAUCCACCAGACCAACCUCCACCCCCGGCCUCGCCAUCAGUGAAGAUGGUCUCUGUGGUCCAGAGAACCAACAGACGUGCGAGGGGAGCGAGUUUGGGACCUGCUGCGGGCCGUCGGGGAGGUGCAGCUCGAGUAGUAUUGCUUGUUUGGCGAUUUUGGGGUGUCAGGAGAGGUAUGGGAGGUGUGUUUAACUUUCAGGUUUGCUUUUUCUUUUUCCAAAGUGUAUAGUUGUCGGAAGUGGGUAGUUGCACAUGGACAUUAUUUAAUUUCUGCUGGUAUAAGGCGAUGUACUAUGCAAGUGUGAGUAGAAUAGGGAAUUGGAAAAUGGUGUGGUUCGGUGUGUGUAAAAGUAGGUAGGUAAGGUAGAUGGUUGCCUGCUCUUGUGGAGGAUUCGGUGAGAUGACUGGAUGCCAACAAGGAAGAGAGAUGAGGUUGCUGCCUGCGAGAACACGUGUUGUGGAACUGGGUACAAUGGAGAAAAAAUGAUGUUGAUGGGACGAUGUGAUGGGAGGACAACAGAUCGCGGGUGAGGACCCGAUAGGGGAUGCUGUGUUACGGCUUGCGGGGUGAUGCACAUCAUGCUGCUAGCCGGGAGGGGGAUUACACGAUAGGGCGUGGGGGGAAAUGAAACUCGGAUGCCUUAUUCCGGAUUCUCGGUGACGUGUUGCAUGGGUUCGUUGAGCAUGUCUGGGUCGGAGAGAAAGCACCCUCACGAGAAAAUAGUUGAGACAGCAACAGUAGGUUAAACACAGUAAUAUUGUAGACCGUACACCUCGAAGGACAAUCGUCAGGUCUUUGAAUAUAUUCAAAAGGGCCUAUUAACUUACUUUUGAGCCACGGUUAACUCCCAUAUAACAUAGAUUGAUUCCUUUUUUGGUUGUGCCAAUUAUACUUUUGUGGGUAGGUGAGAAGAAGUCAUGAAGAGGUUGUCAGUUCACUACAAGUCAGAGUCGAACUGAGUGGACGUCAAGAUCAGGGGCACAUCUUCCUUAUCAACCAAGCAACUCCCCCAAAAAAACCACAUGUCACCUCACCUACCACCAGUGGUGGCAAAAAUGCGAGAAAUCCCCCACGCAGUCAUCCCAACAUUUAACCUCAAUCCUUCCCUGUCCCAGAGGGCCAUGGGGGAGAGCCCCGGCACACUGGUGGCAUCAAUUUAUCGCUCGGUCUCACAGAUCCAAAGUUUCCCCCCUGGAGUUGCCAGGGUAAAUUUCGUCAUCUACCAUGCCAAACAACAAGUGUUGAAGUAUCUGUGCGCCGGGUCACGAACAACUGCUAACCCUACGACUUGAACGUAGGACCUCUGCCGAUGCUGCUGCUACCAGUUUGGACGGCUCUAACCCCAAACUUGACAGUGGUUUAGUUGGGGGGUUUCUCUGGUUGCCGGCAGAGCAAGCCGAACCUGGCUGAUAAAACGGCAGGCAGGCAGGCAAGCAGACAGAAAGACAGACAUUAUAUGAUGAUGUGCAAAAAAGAGAGAGCAAUAUGGAAAGCAGCAGCAUGGGACAUUUUCAACAUGUAUUUUACUGACGAGGUAAUAUUAAAGAUGAAAAUGAUGACGGUUGUGUGUCUGUGUAACGACAAUAGUCAAAAGUUCAGAACCCCCCUGACGAUGAGAAUGUAUUUGAAGAGGAGUAUAUACUUGAUGACGGGAUGGAGGUAUGUAAUGGGGUAUGAUGACGGCAAAGGCAUACAGCAAUAGAGACACACGACGAUGGAGACACACCAC
This is a messenger RNA of Podospora pseudocomata, 3347 nucleotides long. RefSeq lists its product as uncharacterized. The coding region runs from base 1 to 1809 and encodes 602 amino acids. NCBI's taxonomy places the organism in Eukaryota, Fungi, Ascomycota, Sordariomycetes, Sordariales, Podosporaceae. Gene Ontology annotation, molecular function: chitin binding; hydrolase activity, acting on carbon-nitrogen (but not peptide) bonds. The record is from RefSeq and is a predicted model, not a curated record. Gene Ontology annotation, biological process: carbohydrate metabolic process. The transcript has 9 exons.